Messenger RNA from Batrachochytrium dendrobatidis JAM81, 213 nucleotides. RefSeq lists its product as uncharacterized. The record is from RefSeq and is a predicted model, not a curated record. Gene Ontology annotation, molecular function: structural constituent of ribosome. Gene Ontology annotation, biological process: protein-RNA complex assembly; translation. Gene Ontology annotation, cellular component: ribosome; cytosolic large ribosomal subunit. Lineage: Eukaryota; Fungi; Chytridiomycota; Chytridiomycetes; Rhizophydiales. Bases 1 to 213 code for a protein of 70 amino acids. The transcript has 3 exons.
AUGCCUAAGCAAAUCAAGGAAAUCAAGGAGUUUCUCCUGACUUGCAAGCGCAAGGAUGCUCAGUCUGUCAAGGUCAAGAAGACAGGAUCUCAGCACAAGUUCAAGGUUCGCUGCUCAAAGUACCUGUACACUCUUGUUGUAACUGAUGCUGAAAAGGCCGAGAAGCUCAAGCAAUCUCUUCCUCCUACUCUCCAGCGUAUUGAGGUUGCGUAG